AUGAUUUUCAGGACUGCUUUCGAAAGUGAAUGGACCGCUGGAAGAAGGUCAUUACUUCGAAAGGAGAUUACUUUGAAGACUGUCAUAUUACUUCAGAACAGCAAUGAUGAACUGUCCGAUUGGUUAGUUGAACCGUUCGUAAAGCAGGAGCUCAAAGAAGGAGGCUGCUUCGAGUUCGUGACUGUUUCCAAUCAACUGUCUUCGGACCACGAGAAUGAACAAUGCACCGCGGAAAAGAGCAACGAUGAAGAACCGGAAAUCUGCGAGGUAGCUUUUCACGGUCAGCUUAAGUAUCUACUCUGUGACUCGCCGAUCCUUAACAGCGUGGAAGCAAAUGUGGUCCAGAAAAAUUCCAAAUCUUGCCAGCAAUUCCGUUGCGAUGGCUGUGGCAGAGCGUACACGAGAGUCGACAGCCUGAAACGUCAUCAACAGAAAUGCGACGAGCUUCUAGCGUCGUUUCAGGAUCGGCAAGAAGCGUUAGAAAGGCUUCAGCAGCAGGAAUAUUAUUGUAAUCAAUGUGGCAAAUCGUACAAAAGGCUAGAUACUCUGCGUCGGCAUCAGCGCAAUCAAGUAUGCGCUGACAAAGACAGCAACAAUUCUUCAAAAAUAGAUAAGCCGAGUUUAUAA
Molecule: messenger RNA, 627 nt
Organism: Atta colombica
Lineage: Eukaryota; Metazoa; Arthropoda; Insecta; Hymenoptera; Formicidae
Product: zinc finger and SCAN domain-containing protein 12-like
Exons: 3
Coding region: 1-627 (208 amino acids)
Source: RefSeq, a predicted model, not a curated record